Molecule: messenger RNA, 3369 nt
Organism: Mus caroli (Ryukyu mouse)
Lineage: Eukaryota; Metazoa; Chordata; Mammalia; Rodentia; Muridae
Source: RefSeq, a predicted model, not a curated record
GAAGGCUCGCAGCGCCGCGCGGCUGCGGGAGGCGGUGGGGCCGGGGCCGCCGCUGAGGCCGCCGGAGCCGGCCGGAGCCGGCGCUGAGGAGGGGCCAUGAGCUGGUUCAAUGCCUCGCAGUUGUCCAGCUUCGCCAAGCAGGCCCUGUCCCAGGCCCAGAAGUCCAUCGACAGGGUCCUGGACAUCCAGGAGGAGGAGCCGAGCGCCUGGGCCGAGGCCAUCCCGUACGGCGAGCCGGGAAUAAGUCCCCCUGUGAGUGGAGGAUGGGACACUUCAACCUGGGGAUUGAACUCAAGCAGCGAACCUCAGAGUCCCCCAACAGCCUCUCAAGCAAUUACAAAGCCAGUUCGAAGGACUGUAGUAGAUGAAUCUGAAAAUUUCUUCAGUGCCUUUCUCUCUCCGUCGGAUGUCCAGACCAUUCAGAAGAGCCCAGUGGUAUCAAAACCUCCAGCUAAAUCCCAGCGGCCAGAGGAAGAAGUGAAAAGCAGCUUACAAGAAUCGUCAUCUCCCGGCCAGUCCAGAGCUUCGGAGACAGCUGAAGUGAGAGACUCCGUGUGUGUUUCGGGAGAGACUCCAGCCGUGGGCACUCCCUCACCUGUAGCUGAAGACAAGCAGGAAGAAACGGCAGGUGAAGAGGCUGAGGUGAAGGUGCCCACGGUGAGAUUGAAGGCGUCUGAAAACGUCGUUAAUGUAAACACAACAGAAGAUGUAUCUACCACAUCCGCUCAGUCUUUCCCGGCAGAAACGAAGGAGAUGGCUGUGGAACCUAAAGAACAAAAGCACGAAGACAGACAGAGCAACACACCUUCUCCUCCUGUGAGCUCCUUCUCGUCGGGCACCUCCACCACUAGUGACAUAGAAGUUUUAGAUCACGAGAGUGUAAUCAGUGAGAGCUCGGCCAGCUCGAGGCAAGAGACUUCGGAUGCAAAGUCGAGUCUUCACCUCAUGCAGACGUCGUUUCAGCUCCUCUCUGCGUCUGCUUGCCCCGAGUACAGCCGCUUAGAUGACUUCCAGAAGCUCACCGAGAGUUGCUGCUCCUCGGAUGCUUUCGAAAGAAUAGACUCAUUUAGCGUGCAGUCUCUAGAUAGCCGGAGCGUAAGUGAGAUCAACUCAGACGAUGAGCUGCCAGGCAAAGGCGGCUAUGCUUUAGUACCGAUAGUAGUGAGUCCUUCAACCCCUAAGACUAAAGUAGUAGAAUCUACUGAAGAGAAUGCUGAAGAAGAGGAAGGAAACGAGACAUUAGUUGCGCCUUCUGAGGAAGCAGAAUUAGAGGAAAGUGGCCGCAGUGCUACUCCAGUGAACUGUGACCAGCCAGAUACAUUGGCUUCUCCCACAGCAGGAAGUGGCGGGCACUCUGCCUCUGGACCGGCCACUGAGCAGUGUGAAGCUGUUGAAAACCAGCCAAAAGCAUUGCCGGAGAAAGAUGUUUGCAAGACAGUUGAAUUUCUGAAUGAGAAGCUAGAAAAGAGGGAGACUCAGUUAUUGUCCCUCAGUAAAGAAAAGGCACUUCUGGAGGAAGCUUAUGAUAACCUGAAGGAUGAAAUGUUCAGAGUAAAAGAAGAAAGUAGUAGCAUUUCUUCCCUGAAAGAUGAGUUUACCCAGAGAAUUGCAGAAGCAGAGAAGAAAGUCCAACUAGCCUGCAAGGAGAGAGAUGCUGCUAAGAAGGAAAUGAAAACCAUAAAGGAAGAACUUGCCACUAGAUUAAAUAGUAGUCAAACUGCAGACCUGUUGAAGGAAAAAGAUGAACAGAUCCAAGGUUUAAUGGAAGAAGGAGAAAAACUUUCAAAGCAGCAGCUGCAUAAUUCCAACAUCAUUAAGAAAUUAAGAGCUAAAGAUAAAGACAAUGAAAAUGUCAUUGCAAAGCUGAACAGAAAAGCUAAGGAGCUGGAAGAGGAGUUACAGCACUUAAGACAGGUCCUUGAUGGCAAAGAGGAGGUUGAGAAACAACAUAGAGAAAAUAUUAAAAAACUAAAUUCUGUGGUAGAACGCCAGGAGAAAGAUCUUGGCCGACUUCAGGUAGACAUGGAUGAACUUGAAGAGAAGAGCCGAAGUACUCAGGCUGCCCUAGAUAGUGCGUAUAGNGAACUUACCGAUCUUCACAAAGCCAGUGCUGCUAAGGACAGUGAGGUACAGGAAGCNGCUCUGAGGCGUGAGAUGAAGGCUAAAGAAGAACUUUCUGGGGCACUGGAGAAGGCCCAGGAAGAAGCCCGUCAACAGCAAGAGGCAUUAGCGCUUCAGGUGGGGGACCUCAGGCUAGCGCUGCAGCGGGCGGAGCAAGCAGCUGCCAGGAAAGAGGAUUACUUACGCCAUGAGAUCAGUGAACUUCAGCAGGUAUUGUCUCAUGCUUUCCCAAGCACAAGGUCAAAAGUGUAUCUCUUGAAGUAAUGUGACCACUCAGGAGGCUAGUAUUCCUGGAUCGAAAGUGUUACUACCAGUUGGCACAUGUUUACCCUGGAGAAGAGUCUUUCUGAUAGGCUUGGUGAAUCACAGACCUUGUUGGCGGCAGCAGUUGAAAGAGAACGUGCAGCUACAGAAGAACUCCUGGCCAACAAAAUCCAGAUGUCUUCAGUGGAGUCACAGAAUACGUUAUUACGACAGGAAAACAGUAGACUUCAGGCCCAGCUAGAGUCAGAGAAAAAUAAACUAAGAAAACUAGAGGAUGAAAAUAGUCGGUACCAAGUUGAAUUAGAAAACCUAAAAGAUGAAUAUGUAAGAACGCUUGAAGAGUCAAGGAAAGAAAAGACACUUUUGAGCAGUCAGUUAGAAAUGGAAAGAAUGAAAGUUGAACAAGAAAGGAAGAAAACCAUUUUCACUCAAGAAGCACUAAAAGAAAAGGACCACAAGCCGUUUUCUGUUUGUAGCACUCCCACCAUGUCACGCUCCAGCUCUAUAAGUGGAGUCGAUGCUGCAGGGCUGCAAGCAUCCUUCCUGUCUCAGGAUGAGUCUCAUGACCAUUCAUUUGGGCCAAUGUCUACAUCAGCCAGUGGAAGCAAUCUUUAUGAAGCUGUAAGGAUGGGAGCUGGAUCGAGCAUUAUUGAAAAUCUGCAGUCUCAGCUAAAGCUGAGGGAAGGAGAAAUUAGUCAUUUACAGCUAGAAAUUAGUAACCUAGAAAAAACUCGAUCCAUAAUGUCCGAAGAGCUAGUUAAAUUAACAAAUCAGAAUGAUGAACUUGAGGAGAAAGUGAAAGAGAUACCCAAGCUUCGAGUUCAGCUGCGAGUAAGUAUUCUUCACUUAGGGAUGAGUCUAAGAUAUUUUAAUCCAGUAAUUAUUCCUUUCCCUGGUUUUAGUUUACAUAAAAUGUGUAUGGAUGACUUGGUAAUUUUGUUGGAAAUGAAUGAGUCAAUAGUUGAGUAAAGAAUGUUAGAGAUG